AUGUGGUACAGUGACAGAGAAAACUUAGUAAUAGACAAAGAACAAGUAAUGUACGUAAGGGCGGAAAAAAUACCAGGGCAAAAGAAAAUAACAUCAAGCAUGUCAGACGAUGAAAAAUUAGCAGUGGCCGAAGAAAACGAACGUAUAAGAGAAGCAGCAGUAAAAUUAGCAGAAAUGGAAACAUUGAAAAAGAUUUAUCUAACAGGCAAAUUUUUAAACUUGGGCAUACCGGAACAAGGGUACUACGAUAAAAACAAUCCGAAACAUAGAGAAGCAAUAAUAAAUACAGCAAAAAAAGCACCAGAACUUGAAAAACCACCAACACCAGUAGUACUACCAACACCAGUAUACCCAAAAUAUAUAACUACAUUAAUUAUAAGAUGUGAAAAUAUAGAUAAUGUAAUGUACCUGUAUGAAACGGAUCAACAACUAAGAGACAACUUCAAAAUAAAAACAUCGUCGUAUAUAAAAGUGGAAAAACAACCCAAAGAGCAUAUAAUAAGAAUACAAACAUUAAAUAACGCGUGGGCAACAAUAAACUUUAAGUUAAAUACAUUAUCAUAA
Parnassius apollo (apollo) is the source of this 564-nucleotide messenger RNA. The record is from the annotation of a GenBank genome assembly. Lineage: Eukaryota; Metazoa; Arthropoda; Insecta; Lepidoptera; Papilionidae.